AUGCCAGCAGACCAGUUCCUCCCGGCCAUCGGCCACGCCGUAUCCGGCGCGACCGGGACGGCCAUCUCCACGACCGCCACGUACCCGCUCGACCUCGUCAACACGCGGCUGAAGGUGCAGCGACAGUUGCGCAAGGACGGCACCAUCUCGCCCUCGGAGCAGUAUGCGGGCAUCACGGACGCUAUAUCGCGCAUCUACGAGCGCGAGGGCGGGUUGAAGGCAUUCUACGCCGGCCUGGGGUCAGACAUCUUCAAGGGCGUGGCAGAUAGCUUCUUGUUCUUCCUUUUCUACAACUGGUUCCGCACAAAGAGGUCACAAGGGAACAGCAGGCGCCUGGCCGCCUGGGAGGAGCUCGCCGUGGGUGCCGCGGCCGGCGCGUGCGCGCGGCUGUUCACGACGCCGAUCGGCAACGUGGUCACGCGGAAGCAGACGGCGUCGCUCAUAACCGACGAAGGCGACACCGGUGCCGCCGACGGGACGAGCCAGGCCGGGCGCGGCCUGUCGUUCGCGGAGAUCUUGCACGUCAUCCGGGCAGAGAAGGGCGUGCUAGGACUGUGGGCGGGUUACAGCGCCACGCUCGUGCUGACGCUCAACCCGAGCAUCACGUUCUACCUGCAGCACGCGCUCAAGAAGGCGCUGGUCGACAGGGGCCGGGAGGGCGAGUCCAAUGGUGCUACGUUUUUGGUCGCGGCGCUGAGCAAGGUCAUCGCGACUGCGGUGACGUAUCCCUUCCAAAUCGCCAAGGCGAGGGUGCAGGUCUCCGCGCCGGAGAGCCCGAGGCCGGAGCUGGAGGAGGAGAAGAAGGAGGCCUCGACCGAGGCGGGAGAGGAAGAUAUGCUCGUGGUCGAACAGAAUGUCGGCAAGGUCGAAAGCAAAGCCCAGGCGCUCGCCGGACGUAUCCACAGAUUGGCCGAUGACACCAUUUUCGGGACGGUCUUACACAUAGGGAGGACCGAAGGAGCCCCGGCGCUUUACGACGGUAUCAGCGGGGAGUUGCUCAAGGCGUUCUUUAACCACGGGACGACGAUGUUAUCGAAGGAGAUCGUGCACAAGUUGAUUGUUCAGCUGUAUUUCUUCGUCCUGGCUAGGAUUCGCAGCUCGCCCACCGCGCAGGCCCUGCUUCGGCGGCGGUCUAGGGAGGACCUGAAGAUGCUGGGGAAUAUCCAGCUUGCUGAGAGGUUCGCGAGGAUCAAAGAUGGAACUCUUGUUUUGGGCCUGUUGGAGCGCACACAGAAAUUGAUUGUGACGAAAUAG
Diaporthe citri is the source of this 1254-nucleotide messenger RNA. RefSeq lists its product as uncharacterized. The transcript is spliced from 2 exons. Lineage: Eukaryota; Fungi; Ascomycota; Sordariomycetes; Diaporthales; Diaporthaceae. Bases 1 to 1254 code for a protein of 417 amino acids. The record is from RefSeq and is a predicted model, not a curated record.